Lodderomyces pseudojiufengensis is the source of this 618-nucleotide messenger RNA. RefSeq names its product ESCRT-II subunit protein. The record is from RefSeq and is a predicted model, not a curated record. The coding region runs from base 1 to 618 and encodes 205 amino acids. The transcript has a single exon. Gene Ontology annotation, biological process: protein transport to vacuole involved in ubiquitin-dependent protein catabolic process via the multivesicular body sorting pathway. Gene Ontology annotation, molecular function: structural molecule activity; protein homodimerization activity. Lineage: Eukaryota; Fungi; Ascomycota; Pichiomycetes; Serinales; Debaryomycetaceae. Gene Ontology annotation, cellular component: ESCRT II complex.
AUGAGGAGUCAAUCAAGUGCUGAAUUUGAAUUCCCAAAAAUUUGUCUGUUCCCACCUUUAUACACAAAACAACCGAAUCAAACAGUCCAACAACAACAAUUAGAAUCAUGGAAUAUAGUAAUACUACAAUAUUGUGAAUUUUAUAAAAUCAAUACCUUGACCAUGGAAGGUGUCCCAAAACAUUCUCAAAUCUCAUCCAUAAACAUAUCUGACUUACCUCCGCUAUUUCAUAAUAAAUUCAUUAGUCGACAAGUCAAUACUGAGUUCAAAAAUUUAAUAAUUACUAAUUUAAUUCGCAGCAAAAAGGCUGACUACAUUAAUCCAAAGAAACCAGAUAUGGGACUAUAUAUAUAUUGGAGAAGUAUAACUGAAUGGGGCAACUUAAUAUAUGAAUAUAUUAAUGAAACUGGUCAAAAAGGUUCUGUUUUGACAAUAUACGAAUUAACAAAGAAUGAUGAUGAUGAUGAUGAUGUUUUAAACAAUGGGUUGCCCCUGGAUUUAAGAAAUUUGGAAGAAUCUCUUUUAAUUAAAGUUAUACGAGAGUAUUUGGUAAAACAAGGUAAGGCUCAAUUGUUGAUGAAUGAAAAUAAUGAAAUUGGUGGAGUCAAAAUUGUUUAA